Messenger RNA from Dama dama (fallow deer), 1371 nucleotides. RefSeq names its product flagellum associated containing coiled-coil domains 1 (gene FLACC1). Bases 1 to 1338 code for a protein of 445 amino acids. The transcript has 15 exons. NCBI's taxonomy places the organism in Eukaryota, Metazoa, Chordata, Mammalia, Artiodactyla, Cervidae. Gene Ontology annotation, cellular component: outer dense fiber; sperm fibrous sheath; cytoplasm. The record is from RefSeq and is a predicted model, not a curated record.
AUGUACCCCAACCCCCUCGUCUACUGCACCUGCUGGGAUCCCUGGAACCUGGGGCCACGAAAGCUAAUCAAGACCCCUCAGCCACCAAGGAAGACCUCCUCGAUGAAGCCCAAGCUCUCUCCUCUUCCUCCAGCUGGAAGAAAACAAAAUUACGCCCAACUGAUAACAAAAUCUGUUGUCACCCCAAAAAUGAAAGUCCAUUUAGGAAAACAAGAGGACAGCAAUAAAUUACCUAAUGAAGUGAUAGAUGUGUCACCUGGCUACCGCCUCGUUCGGAACAGGGAGCAGAUUUCUGUCACCUUGGGAGAUGAGAUGUUUGAUAGGAAAAAACAUUCAGAAUUGGAGAACAUGGACAAAGCCAAAAUUUCCAGGACUGAUAUCAUUGCUGACCUCAAAGAACAGAUCUCAGAGCUGACAGUGAUCAUAGAGCAAAUGAACAGAGACCAUCGUUCUGCCCAAAAAUUGCUCUCUAAUGAAAUGGAUCUCCGCUGUGCCGAGAUGCAGAAGAACUUUGAAAGCAAGACGAGGGAGCUCAAGGAAGCUCACGCAGCACAGCUCAGUGAGUUGGAGAAAAACUACAAAGAAGCCUUGAAGGCAGAAAAGUCGGCUGCCCAGGACAAACUAGAGGAGAUGGGAAAAGAAUAUAAAUAUUUGAAGAAUAUGUUUCAUAUAUAUCAGGACAGCAUUUAUGAUGAAAUGGAGGACAAGUGGUCAAAGAAGAAGGCAGAGUGGGAGAAGGAUGAGAAGGUGGAGCGGGAGAGGAUACUGCUGCAGCAAAAACAUAAGAUAACCAGAAAGUUUGAGUUAGAAUCAGAAGAAGAAAGGAAGAAAAUAAAUGAGUCCUACACAGCUAUCUUUGAAAACUUCAAUCAGGAGAAGGAGGAGCUCUUAAAACAACAUGAAAGGGAUACCUUGCAAUUAGAGGAGCUUAGAAAGACAAAAGAGAUCCCCUGGAGAAGGAAAUGGGUGGGUAGACAUCAGUGCAAUGUCCUGAAACAAUUUCUUCUCACCCAGGUCAUAGAGGAAGAGUUGUAUGCUCAAGCUCUUAUCCUAGAAUCACUUAACACAACCCUCUACCAAACCCAGAUGGAACUCCAGAGAGAGAAAGCUGUGGUAGCAACUCUGGAGAAAACACUCCAGAUCAAGCUUACUGAAGCUGAAGACAAGUUUAAGUACACCAUACACCACUUGACAGAAGAAAACAUUCAUCUAAGGCAAAAGAUAAUUGCCAAAAAUGAAGAAAUUUAUGAUGAACUAUCUGGGAGAUCUACCUCUGUUAUUUAUGAGCAUAAUUCUGACACUUUAGAAGAUGGUGGCAACGAAACACAAGAAUCAUGAAAAGAAGAGUUGGUCUCUAUGACCAAAGAUGUU